Papaver somniferum (opium poppy) is the source of this 2007-nucleotide messenger RNA. RefSeq lists its product as uncharacterized. The transcript is spliced from 9 exons. Bases 177 to 1796 code for a protein of 539 amino acids. Gene Ontology annotation, cellular component: plasma membrane; plasmodesma. Lineage: Eukaryota; Viridiplantae; Streptophyta; Magnoliopsida; Ranunculales; Papaveraceae. The record is from RefSeq and is a predicted model, not a curated record.
GACUGCUUUCUCUUUUUAAGUUUCCACAAAAACUGAAAAUCAUUCCAUUAAAACCAUAAAAUCGUUUGUAUUAACCCCUUUAAUCCCAUUUUCAACCAAAAACCCUCCUUUCCUCUCAAAUACUUCAUCCAGUAGUCAAAAAAAAUUCUGGGUUCUGAUCAGUUUUUUUUCCUAAAAUGUUAUCCUUUAGAUUACAUACCAGUUUCCUGUUACUACCAACUCUUUUUCUGAUUAUAUCCUGCUGUGUCUCUUAUGGAGUUUCUCAGUCUUCUAAUCACCAAGAAAUGGUGGUGGGUAGAGAAUUGUUACAGACAAUUGAUGGAAAUGAAGUGUUGGUAGAUAAUUCAACAUUGAUUCUAGCUGAAAGGAGGACAUUCAGGAAAGAUCCUCUUGAUAAUAUGAAGAGGUAUAGAGGUGGUUGGAAUAUCAGUGAAAAGCAUUAUUGGGCUUCUGUAGGAUUUACAGCUGUUCCACUAUUUGUUAUUGCUGCAAUCUGGUUUGUUCUUUUUGGAAUUACAUUGUGUUUCAUCUGUACCUGUUAUUGCUGCUGUCCGAGGGAACCAUAUGGCUAUUCUAGACUUGCAUAUGCUCUCUCACUUAUUUUUCUGAUACUCUUCACCAUUAUGGCAAUCAUUGGAUGUGUUGUCCUGUACACUGGUCAAGGCAAAUUUUAUGGAAGUACAACACGUACAUUCGGAUUUAUUUUGGAGAAGGGGAAUGUUGUGGUGAACAACCUUAGAAACAUUUCCGAGUAUCUUGAUUCAGCUCAAAAUAUCACGAUAGACAGGGUUUUCUUACCUUCUGAUAUGCAGACUAAGAUUGACAACAUUCAGACAAAAAUUAACUCUUCAGCCAACAGUCUUGCAACUCGUACGGAUAAUAAUAAGGAUAAGAUACAAGAUGCCUUGGACACUGUGAGAAUUGUUCUUAUCAUCGUAUCUGCUGUAAUGCUCUUUUUGGCAUUUCUCGGAUUUUUGUUCUCUAUUCUUGGGAAGAAAUUUAUUGUGUCCAUCUUGGUUAUCAUUGGAUGGAUUCUUGUUGCUGGCACAUUUAUCCUUUGUGGAGUAUUUCUCCUUCUUCACAAUGUUACUGCAGACACGUGUAUAGCAAUGAAUGAAUGGGUUCAACACCCGACUGCUCAUACAGCUCUUGAUGAUAUCUUGCCGUGUGUGGAUAAUGCUACUGCAGCUGAGACCUUGUUACGAACCAAAGAAGCUACAAGUGAAUUGGUCGGCGUGGUGAACCAAGUCAUCACCAACGUCUCUAACAACAACUUUGCACCAAGCUUCGUUCCACUUUACUUCAACCAAUCUGGUCCAAAGGUUCCUGUUCUAUGCAACCCCUUUAAUGCUGAUUUUACUGAUCGGGGAUGUUCGCCCGGUGAAGUAGAUUUAAAAAAUGCAACAAAGGAGUGGCAGAGUUAUGUCUGCGACGUUUCAUCAACAGAUAUUUGUACGACAGUCGGCCGCAUAACCCCUAAGUUUUACACCCAGAUGAGUGCAGCAGUUGAUGUGAGCUAUGCGCUUUAUGCUUAUGGUCCAUUCCUAGUUAACCUUGAAGACUGCACAUUUGUGAGGGACACAUUCUCAACAAUUGGUACAGAUUAUUGUCCUGGGUUACGACGAUAUAGCCAAUGGAUCUAUGUUGGGUUGGUUUUGGUUUCAUCUGCAGUGAUGCUUUCCUUGAUCUUCUGGGUUAUCUACGCUAGAGAAAGACGUCACCGUGUUUAUACCAAACAAUUUUUAGUUCAAUCAGGUCAAGCUAUGCACGGAGAACACAAGGGUGCUGAGAACUAAUAGUUGUCCAUUCUAUCAGGUGAGACUGAGACUGUUUUAGUUCCCUUCAGACUUUGUUUUUGUAAAUCAUUGCAGCUUGUUGUACGGGUGCAUACGGUUCUGUAUAUAUUUUGGUGCUUAGGUUUCUCAUGUCGUUGAUCCAUGUUUAAGUUUAGAGUGCAUUUAUCGAUUUAUCUAUUAAUACAAUUUUAUUGAGGCUUUGAUUGAUUUA